Molecule: messenger RNA, 8003 nt
Organism: Gadus macrocephalus (Pacific cod)
Lineage: Eukaryota; Metazoa; Chordata; Actinopteri; Gadiformes; Gadidae
Gene: phrf1
Product: PHD and ring finger domains 1
Exons: 20
Coding region: 252-6377 (2041 amino acids)
Source: RefSeq, a predicted model, not a curated record
ACAUAAAAAAGAAAAAGAAGCGAUUGAACAGCAAACAAAAUACCUCCCAACAGCCAGCGUUCACUUCCGUCCUACGUGACGUGAACGCCGCAUUGCCGUACACAUCCAGCCGCUGGUGUCACUCAACGCUGGCAGAGACCACACACUACUCAUGUCUCUCCCAACUUAACAGGUUUAAACUGCCUUAAAGGUGAAGGAUUAUCCAAAAGUCCCCAGUCUUCUAAAUAAGCUUGGACUUCUGAUGGUCAAAGAUGGAGGAAGAGGACAGCCAGGAUGAGCUGAUCAACAAGAACCAGGCUCAUGGCAAGAGGAAGAGGCCCACUGUGUGGGACAUCUCUGAUGACUCUGACGAAGCCGAGGACCACUCUGGGGAGGAAGAGGAGGGUGAUUCUGAGAGCGGAGAAGGGGAUGACCUCCUUGAUGGGGAAGAGGAGGAGGAAGAUGAGGAAGACAGUGAUGACGACGAUGAAGAGGAAGAGGACGACGACGACGACGGCAAGCCCGCCGAAGGCGCGGUUGCCGGCACUUCCGCCGACCUGGACGGGAUGAGUUCCGACGAGGACGCAGAGAAGUGUCCCAUCUGUCUGAACUCGUUUGGCAGCCAGCCAGUGGCCACGCCCGAGAGCUGCCAGCAUUACUUCUGCCUGGACUGCAUCCUGCUGUGGUCCAAGAACGCAAACUCCUGUCCCGUGGACCGUAUUGUGUUUGGUAGCAUCUACCUGCGGAAAUGUUACGGAGGAAAAGUUCAGAAGAUGAUCAUGGUGGAGAAGCCGGUGAAGGAGGGCAUGGAGGAGGUGGUGAACCUGGAGCUGGAGCAGGUCACCUGUGAGGUGUGUCAGGGGAGCGACCGUGAGGACCGCCUGCUGCUGUGUGACGGCUGCGAUGCUGGCUACCACAUGGAGUGCCUGACCCCCCCGAUUGAUGCUGUCCCGGUGGAGGAAUGGUUUUGCCCCGAGUGCGAGGCCAACAACCGCAACUCCAGGCUCCCUGACGAGGAGCUUAGCGAGGCGGAGAGUCUCCCGGCCCGCGCCCGGUCCUCCUCCAUGCGCAGCCCCCGUGGCUCCGCCGGCCCGGGGCUGACCCGCGCCAUCGCCCGCACCCAGCAGAGCGAGCGGGUCCGGGCCAACGUCAACCGCCACCGCAUCACCCAGGCACGCACCGCGCAGCUGGCUCCUACGUACAUGAUGCAGACCACCUGGCUGGACGACACCAUCAACGCGGUGGUGGCGGGCCUCAACACGGCCGUCUACAUCCGGGACCUCAGCUGGCGCCCGGCCGCGGGUCGGCGACCCAAGCGUAGAAAAGCCAGGAAGGUGUCGUCCACCAAGGGGCAGAGUGGCAAGGCCGGCACCACCGGCGUCAGGAGGAGGAGGAGGAAAGUGAGGAGGAAGUCCAGGAGGAAGCAGGUGUCGAAGACCCCAGCCUCGUCCCGUAGCCGCAUCGCCAAGAGCCUGGGGAUCGCACGGCCCAAGGCGGGCUCGACGCUGCCCUCGGUGGUCCGGCCGUCGGAGCACACGCUGGGCAACAUGCGGGCCGACAUCGGCGCCGCGUCGCUCUCCGUCUACGGAGACCCCGCCGACCUGGACGGAGACGUGGACGGGGCUGAGGAGGAAGAGCUGCAUACCCAGGUCACGUCUCUGCUAGAGGCCAAGCGACGAGGCAUCUCCCACUCCGCUCUGCGCUCCCACCAGCCGGUCGCUCGGCCAAUCACUACCGGCCUGUCCAGACGGGGCGGGGCCAUGCCCACGUCGUCGCGGUGCGUUACCGAGGCGACCCCUGUGCCGGACCUGCUGGGCAGCAUCCUAUCAGGACAGAGUAUGCUCAUGAUGGACAGCUCCGCUGUGGUCAUCAACCGGGACGGCACUCUCAAGGCUCUGCAGCCAGAGAGACCCUCUUCGCUCGUGAGCCCAGGGGCCAGCUCCUCGUCCAUGCCCUCCCCCUCCCUCACCUCCUUCCCCUUCCCCUCCCUCCCCUCCCCCUCCGCCUCCUCCCACAGCUCCCCCUGCUUGCCCUCAGCCCCCCAGGCCCAUCCGCCCCACAGCCUGCCUGCUCCACACUCGCACCCGCCCGCCCUCGGUCACCCCCGCUUACCGCCGGCUCCCCCCCAUCCCCACAGACACGGCCCCUCCGCCUCUUCCGGCCCCCGGGGGACAGACGGAGCGCACCCCCACCAAAGGAAUAGCGUGAGCGAGGCCAAAAAGGCCCCCACCAAGGCGGUUUGGGAGAACGUGUCCGGGCUCCCCAGGAUCCCCAAGAUAAAGCGGGAGGGCAGCGGGGGUGCCGGGAGGGACGCUGGGAACGCCCAGAGUAGAACCAGCAGCAACGGCAGUAGCAGCAGCAGUAGCAACGGCAGUCGUGUCGACGGUAGCAGGGACAGAAGCAGCAGCAGCAGCGGCAGCGGCGGUGCUGUUGUUGCGAGGGGCAGCGGUGCCGUUGUUGCCAGGGGCGGCGGUGCCGUUGUUGCGAGGGGCGGCGGUGCCAUUGUUGUGUGGGGCGGCGGGACGGUUGCCAGGGGCGGCGGGACGGUUGCCAGGGGCGGCGGGACGGUUGCCAGGGGCGGCGGUGCCGUUGCCAGGGGCGGCGGUGCCGUUGCCAGGGGCGGCGGGACGGUUGCCAGGGGCGGCGGGACGGUUGCCAGGGGCGGCGGUGCCGUUGCCAGGGGCGGCGGUGCCGUUGCCAGGGGCGGCGGUGCCGUUGCCAGGGGCGACGGUCGUCGUGGCGACAGCGGGAGCGUGCCCGGGAGGGGUAUCCACAGUCUGGCCGGGGACACGGGCGGCAGGCAGCAGGGCGUGGACCAGACCCGAGGCCGGCACCAGGGACAUUCCCAGAGGCAGGGCGUGGCCGAGAGAGCGGGGCCUUCGUCUGGCUUCUCCAACUCCUUCUGCCCCUCCUCUUCCUCCCGCUCUCUGUCCGGCCAGCCCGCUGCCGCCUCGUCCUCCUCCUCCUCGUCCUCCUCCUCGUCUUCGUCUUCCGCCGCUCCAUCGACAUCAGCAUCGUCCUCAUCGUAUUCCUCGGCGGGCGUGAGUUUCCGCAUCGCCAACAGUGGGAACUCGUGGCGUGCGCAGCGUCUGAGCGGCGCGGCGGCGGCGGCGGCGGCAGCCCGGUCCCGGGACAGCGGCGGCCAGCAGGACAGCUCCGAGGUGGAGGAAGAAGAAGCGAGGAGACGGCAGCAGCAGCAGCAGCGGCGGACACAGGACCGCCGGGACAAGCAGAAGCUGGUGGCCUCGCGGGCCCCACUUAAACAGGAAGAGGAGGUGGAGGACAUCUACGACCCCUUCAACCCCACCAUGUCCGACUCGGACAGCUCGGACGGCGAAGCCCGGGUCCAGGCGCCGCAGACGGACCCCCCGCUGCACCGGAAUGCCGCUCCUGUUAAGAGCGAGGCGUCGGAGCGCAGGAUCACUGCGCCCCGGAACCAAGCGUCAACGCUGCGGGAAGCCGUUCCCGUUGUGAGGGAGCCGUCGCCGCGGGAGCCGUCACCUCCCCGGAAUCCUUCGACGCCUCGGAACGCCGUCCCUAUUAAGAGUGAGCCGUCGGACCGCCGGAUCCCGACGCUCCGGGACCAGGCGUUGCAUCGCUCCACUUCACCGCAACGGAACGCCGUUCCCGUUAAGAGCGAGGCGGCGCAUCGGGACCCGUCGCCGUCUCGGAGUAGCGUUCCCGUUAAGAGAGAGGCAUCGGAGCGCAGGAUCACAGAGUCUGAGGCCAGGACGGCGGGGGAGGUGCGGCGGGUGACGCGGGGAGACGCCGGCUCAGGAGAGCGUCUUGUGGUCAAACGAGAACCGGAAGAGCUCGGGGCCGGUCCUGAACCCGCAGCCCGCUCCGGGUCUCAGGGGGAACUGAAGACCCAGGAAACACAAACACUGCGGGCCGACGUCAAGGUCAAGCUAGAGCCCGGGUUAGCCGAGUCUGGGGGAACCUGCGCCCACCGUCCCUCCUCCUCCUCCUCACCGGGUCGGACCCCGGCUACCGCGUCCCGGUCAGACAAGACCAAGGAGCCGACGGAGGCCCGGGUACAGACCAGCCGGUCCCCCGCCAACACUGUUACCUCCGGCCCACCCCGGGCCGAUCCGGCCCCCUCCAGACCGCCUUCCGGCAAGGACCCCAACGGAGACCGGAAGAUAAAGUCGGAGCGCGUCACCACUCCCUGCUCCCGGGCCGCGGGUCCUAGCGGGUUGACUCCCGAGGGGUCAGGGGCCCCGGUGUCCCCCGGGGGCCGGCGCGCUCGGUCCAACAGCUCCGAGGAGGGCGGCCGGACCGGGGGGAGAGAGCGCGCCUCCUCGGGCCAGGGGGGAAGGAGGCGAGGAGGGGAGAAGGAGAGGGAGAAGGAGAGGGAGAAGGAGAAGGAGAGGGAGAAGGAGAGGGAGAAGGAGAAGGAGAGGGAGAGGCGCUCCAGGAGGUCCAGAUCCAGGGACAGGAGGAGGCCCCGCUCCUCCUCCGGGAGCUCCCGGUCUGACUCGUCCUCCUCUCGCAGGAGGAAGAGGAGGAGGCCCCGAUCAGGUUCCAGGUCUGGGUCCCUCUCAAGCAGCCGAGAACCUCCCAGCGCCAAGAUGGACAAGCCGGGCGGUAGCAGGGAGCGGCACGCGGAGGCCAGAGGGGAGGGCAGAGGAGGGGGUGUUCCGGGUCCAAUGGACCGCUCCAGGGAGAAGGAGCCAAGGAAGAACCAGCGAUCGCCACCCAAGCCCUCGUCCUCCAGCUCUCGGGACCGAGAGAAGACCGGCUCCAAGGACAAGAGGAGACCGCGGUCCAGGUCUCGCUCCAGGGAGCGGCGAAAAGAAGACGAGGCGUCUUUGAAGAGCACCUCCAAAGCAUCGGGCUCGGCCACUUCUUCCUCCAAGGAAGCGAGGAAAGUGAAAGACGACGAGGAGAAGAAGGAAACAACUCCAAGCCGCCCCCAAGAGGUUAAAGACGACAAAAGGGAAAGCAAGAAACCCAUCGCUAAGAAGGAAAGCCAAACGUCCAGCUUCGAGUUCAAGAGGGAAAGCAAAGACCCGGAUUUCGACGGCAACAGCGUGACGGCGGCAACGGCAGACAAAGUUCCCCAGUCCUCGAUAGAUGUUAAAACGGAGACGCCAGCCGAAGCCUCGCCCGGCCCGCGGCCGAUCGAGCGGGAGCAGACCACGGUGGAGAUGUGCUGUCAGACGGAGGUGAAGGGCAUGCUCAGGGCGGAGGACAUCAAGAAGGAACCCCUGAUGCACAUCAAAGAGGAGCCGUGCGACUUCUGGUCGUCCGAGCCCUCGGAUGCGGCGAACACUGGCCCGCAGGCCGCCUCGCCGCCGCCUAGCCCUCCGUCCCCUCCGCCUAGCCCGCCGUCCCCUCCCUUGAGCCCCGCGCCAACGCCUUCGUCUUCUACUGUCUUUCCUGCUGUCACCGUGGUAACAUGCCCACCUCAGAGUGUCGCCCUGCAAGUGCCUGCGGAGCCCGCGCCCGCCAUGGUGAAGCAGGAGGUGGUGGAGCGACCCUGCUCCUCCUCCGAUGAGGACUUCAAUGUGAACUCCUUGUUGGACAACCUGGGACUGUUGGGGUCGGAGGGCAGGAGGGAGCAGCAGGGAGCCAGCGGGCCGCUCAAGCAGCAGCGGCAGGAGGUGGUGGUGGUCAAGGUGGAGCCUGGGCUGGGGCUAAUGGUGGAGCCAGGGCUGGGGGUGAUGCCGGACCCUGGGCUGGGGCUCAAGGUGGAGCCAGGGCUGGGGGUGAAGGUCAAGGUGGAGCCAGGGCUGGGGCUGGGGUUGAAGGUCAAGGUGGAGCCUGGGCUGGAGGUGGCGGAGGAGCGGGAGGCGGCGGAGGAGCGGGAGGCGGACGAGGUGCAGGGCGAGUGUCAGCAGGCACCCACUCCGGCCCCCGUGGCGGUCAAAUCGAAAUCCCAGGGGAAGCGGGUGACCUGGAACAUCGAGGUGCCGGAGGGACCGCAGCCGGAGAAAUCGGCCAGCAAGCUGGCCCUGUACAAGCUGAAGCUGAAGCAGGAAGGCGCUCGGAGACCAGCCAAUAAGGCCUCUGGCUCAUCCCGGCGGAGGGCCAGUGCCCCAGGGGGUCUGGUCCAGGAAGACCAGGGAGACGCCAAGGAAGGGGACCUGCCAAGGAACGACGAGUAUUUGAAGAAGCUGCACAUGCAGGAGCGGGCGAUAGAAGAGGUGAAGCUGGCCAUCAAGCCCUACUACCAGAAGAGGGACAUCACCAAGGACGAGUACAAGGAGAUAGUGCGCAAGGCCGUUCAGAAGGUGACCCACAGCAAAAGCGGGGCCAUCAACCCUGUGAAGGUGGCCAACCUGGUGAAGGCCUACGUGGACAAAUACAAACACAUGAGGAAGCACCUGAAGGCCGGAGACGAGGCCAGCGAGGCCCAGAAUGCAGAGGACGGGAAGGACUUGGACAGCCCAUGAGCGUGCAGACUGCCCUCCACCGGGCAGUCUGCUGGAAUCUCAGAUUGUUCUCGGUCUCAUCAGGUCUCUGUGGGACGACUCUGUGGGGCGCCCCCCCCUCUCCUCCUCUGCAGUCUUCUAUAUGUUAAGCUGCCAAAAAAAACUUUUUCCGUUGUGUUCAGCGAGCAAGCCAUGAAAACGGGAGGCAGGACGUUUGUGUCUUAAUGAGACAGCGCGUCCCGUCCGUCUCACUGACUAUUGAGUCUGUUUUGGGUUUCUGUUUAUUUCCUUUUCUCCAUAGUGUAUUUAUCAGUUUGUUACGGAUUUUAUUUAAUUUUUGGUUGGAAAAACUACGAGAGCAGUGAACCAAUUUUAAAUUUCAUUAUUUCUACUAUUGAUUUGAUGGAGUUAGCUCUUUCAUCCUGUUUCGCCUGCCUGCCAGUGGUAAGUCGCCGUUUCUAGCUUCAUGGAGGAGACCGCUUUAUGUAUAGGGUGGCUCUCGUGCACCAGUUUCUGUGGCCAAUAACAUGUUCAGAACGACAUCAGGAAAAGAACAACCAAUCAACAGGGAUAUGCUAGCGCAUACUAGAUUGAUCCAUGCUAAUAAUUGAAUUAUCAUUAUUAGCACAUGCAUACAUUACAAAUGGUGCAAUUAUUUUUUCAAGAGACCAUGUCGGAACAGAUAAAUGAUGGGGUUUAUAUAUAACCUGUUAUACCUGGUAUCUUGGUAAAAGGUUUGUUUCCGGACGUGAUUUGGCUUUGAGUCAUGCAGAGAUGAGCUGUUAUUUGGUAGAAUUCCAGCUUAACAAUUCAGCCGUAAAUUAUUUUCCAUCAGACAUUGAUACUAAGUCGUUGACGGUUAGUGACGUGGGCAUAUCAAGGAUAAUAAUAAAAAAAAAGGGCUUGCAUAAUAACCACGGUGCUCCGUCAGGGCACAACAUUGGACUCGGCAAGCAGAGGUGGUUUGUUAACACCGGCCUAGUGUGCUGUGUGUUUGUUUGCUAUGUGCAAUGGAGGGAACCACAACCACCCCAUUGGGAUGCAGACUCUUGAGUGAAUCGAGGAUUUAGUGACUAAACACAUUUGUUGUACAAUGUAAUGUUAGUCCUGGCUUACUCGUUGCUCUUGUUGCAAUCAAAGUUGUCAUGGCGUCACAUCCGUGACCACGGUGCUAUUUGAGGUUUGUAGGAACUAGGAUGAAGUAAAUGCGCUAGAAACAUCUCACUUCUGUAAAGUGUGAGCCUGGUGUUUUUCUGUUGGGGUUUUUCCCACUAGGCUGCCCUGAGAGGUCAUUCAUUCGUUCUGAAUUCCCUGGAAUGUGGGCUCCAUCCGGAAUUAUCCAGAAUCAGGUUUGGCUUGGCUCACCCUGACAGAAAUAGGGCUGAGGAACUAGAGAGAAGUGCUGCCUGCCUUCAGUUUUAAACUAAUGGAUUUCAAAUGGUAGAAGAUGAGAUGAUUAGACGAUAGUAGGAUUUCGUUGUUACGUUUUUUUGUCCUGUGAACUGGAACGUUCCACUCCUAGGAUCUGUGUUUCCUAGCCAAGCAGUCUGGAAGAAACUCCUGUUUCAUUAUUUGUAAAUAUCGUUUUUUUCUUUUCUGGGAAUGAUUUAAUAAAAAUUAGAAAUAAAUAGUUAUGGACCUACUGUA